This is a messenger RNA of Aspergillus chevalieri, 702 nucleotides long. RefSeq lists its product as uncharacterized. The record is from RefSeq and is a predicted model, not a curated record. The transcript is spliced from 2 exons. The coding region runs from base 1 to 702 and encodes 233 amino acids. NCBI's taxonomy places the organism in Eukaryota, Fungi, Ascomycota, Eurotiomycetes, Eurotiales, Aspergillaceae.
AUGUGGUGCAACGACUCUAAAUGCUCUUGCCAACCGGCGCCUUCCAAUUCAUCCCCAGAAAAGAUGCAGGCUUUCCUCUUUGGAGACAAACCCGGUCAGGUCCGCCAGCUGCAUCAACCAGGCGCAGAACUUGAUAUCCACUGCGACGUGGCUCGCCAUGAAAUGACCCUACGAGAGACUGUCGGCGGCGACCGGCGCGCAAUCUCAACUGCGACACGAUACGACGUGCAUCUCAAUCCGAAGAACUCGUACCUUCUGAAUCUCGAAGGGCUUCCGGACGACUCCAUCUUGCUGACGAUCGGGAUACGACCUGAAGCCUGCAGGACCAGCGGGCAUGGCUUGUGGUUGCAAACGAAAGUCUGGAGCUUUAGACCGGCAUACACAGACAGCAAAUUGUACAAUGAGUUUUACCUGUGCGAUUGGUCCAAGAUGAUCCUUCGGGUACAUCUUCCAGUGAGCCGGUUCUGGGGUUGGGAGACCGUGGCGAUGCUGCUUGUGACAUUCGAACGGCUCACUUGGGGGGGUUCGCGCAUCGUCGCGGGUAUCAAAGAUAUGGCUGUGACGGGUCUCAAUUGGCGGCAGAUCGAACAGCGCAUGCGGAAUGGGAGCAAGAGAGAUGCAUUGGUCAUGGAAGUGUUCAGGGAAGAAAGGAUGAACAAGGAGCGUGCUGUAGAGCCAGGCCCUUAUGAGUUGUGGUUCUAA